Pseudogymnoascus verrucosus is the source of this 1544-nucleotide messenger RNA. RefSeq lists its product as uncharacterized. Gene Ontology annotation, molecular function: transcription cis-regulatory region binding; DNA-binding transcription factor activity, RNA polymerase II-specific; zinc ion binding. Gene Ontology annotation, biological process: positive regulation of transcription by RNA polymerase II. The record is from RefSeq and is a predicted model, not a curated record. Bases 85 to 1398 code for a protein of 437 amino acids. Lineage: Eukaryota; Fungi; Ascomycota; Leotiomycetes; Thelebolales; Thelebolaceae. The transcript is spliced from 3 exons. Gene Ontology annotation, cellular component: nucleus.
AUGUAGGCUUGGGAUUCUCCAACGGCUUUCGGUGACCCCAACUUGCGAGUAGGCCUGGUAAGCUACCAAUUGAACAAUUUAAGAAUGAGUCAAAACAAUCUAUUUGGAAUUGCAUGCAAGACAUGCCGCCGUCGUGGAAGAAAAUGCGAUCGGAGCCUGCCGAAAUGUAACAACUGCAGCUUACGAGGUACGGAAUGCGAGGGAUAUGCCUUACGUUGGGUCGAUGCCGCUCCAAGUAAGGGAAAAUCGUCGAAAGAACAUACAGAUACCAAAUCUCGAGCUAUAAUAAGACAGCAAAAGUUGAGUAUUCUCAUGAACCUAGGGACAACAAGCGAUGAUCUUGGAGGAUUCGUAAACUACUACGCUCGCGAGAUCAGUGAAGCCUUUUAUCUCGGCCACGGCCCUGUUGAAACGCCUUACACCCGCCAUGUUCUGCCCAUGAUCAGAAGCGUCCCCUCAGUAAGGUGCGCAGUGGCGGCCACGGCGGCAUGCCACAUAGCAAAUCGGCUGGAAGAUGACCAAAUGAAAAGACAAAGCCUUCAUUUACGUCUCAAAGCCACGGAACUUUUAAGGGAGGAGCUAAAAGGCUACCCUGAGGGUCCAGACCUGACGUGCCUCGUGUGUAUGUUGCUACUUGCGCAGCUUGACGUCUGCUCUGGCGACUGUGUCGAAUUCGAAACACAUCUCAAAGCUGCGAGCACAUUUAUAAAGCAACGUGGCUCUGACGGAACAGAGCGCGGUUUCAUUGAACAGCGUAUAGCAUGGCUUGACGUCAUGGGUGCAACUACAAGUUCAAGAAUGCCGCAUUGGUCCCCCGAAGAUCUUGCGGCUACCCUAAAUAAGUUUUGGACGCCAUCAGGGAAAAGAGAAUGGGGAUUUGAUGUGUUCUAUUGCCCGAUUGAUCUCUUCGAAUAUAUUGCAGAUAUUACGGUCUUGUAUAAAUUAGAGCCUGAUGCCAUCCAGAAAGCUAUACUACUCGGCAAUGCUAUCAAAAGAUGGGUAUGCAUCUGCGACUCUGAUCCCCGCCGCCACAUGGUUGAGGUGUGGAGAUUGGGAACCUUGCUAUAUUUGAUUCGACUUUUUCGACUGCCAAGUGGUAUUUUCAACACGGCAAAUACAACCACCUGCAUAUUUCAUCAUGCACGUGCGAUUCCUUCAAAAACAAGCUGGAGUUACUCGAUAUCUUGGCCCUUGUUCCAGGCUGGCCUACUUCUAUCCCCUGAGAAUAGCCAAAUAAAAGCCUGGCUACGGAACGAACUAUACAAAAACUUUUGCGCGCUUGGCUGUUUCCACCAAAAGCUUGCCAUUGAAGCAUUGGAACAGACCUGGCGGUCAGGAAAGGAUCGCCAGUAUGAUCUAUCCAGUGUUGAUUUUCCACAGCGCAAACUUAUAUUAUAGCGUCACUAGUAAUUCACGUCCAAAAGCCGUUAUUUAAACUACUAGAAGAAAGAUAUGACCGAAACUUUAUUUGAUGCCUAUGAAGCUGGGUGAAAUUUGGCAUAAACUAAGUCAAUCUCCUGUAGGAUAUUCUCCUUAACUGCUGG